GUUUCCGGAGGUGUUCGAGGCCGGCGGCGGCGAGGCUCUGGACGCGGGCUGCAGAUGUCGGACCGGCCGGCGGCUGAGGGGCUGGGCUUUUGGAGCCCCGCAGUGCGUCGUGGGUCGGCGGGAGACGUCGGGGACCGGCAGCUAGUGAAGAAGAGCCAGACGGUCGCCUCAGCAAAUGAAGAUCUGAGCAACACCAAAGUCACUGCUUCACUCGCUUCUGCCUCUGAUCCAGCAUCUAACUCCUCACCCUACAGAUUCUCUUCCUCUGAGAGGCCACAGAUGGUAUCACCAGUGAGCAAGCAUGUCACCAAAGAUCUGCAGAAAGCUGCUCGUACCUUGGAGGCUCGGGCUUUAGUGGAACAGGAAUUGCUGCCUAAAGACCAGGCUCGGAUCCUCAGUGAGAUGGCCAGAUACCAUGUUCCACAGAGAUCUGGAGACAUCAUUAUGAUCCAGUCUGAGCAUACAGGAGCUAUAGACGUUCUCUCAGCUGAUUUGGAAUCUGCAGAUCUUCUGGGAGAACACAGGAAAGUCUGCCCACCUCUGAUGGCUCCUCCAUGCAUCUGGACUCUUGCUAAGGUGAAGGAAUUCAAAAACAAGCUGGGCAAAGAAAAGAACAACCGUCUGGUGGUGAAGCGUGGUGAGGUGGUGACCAUCCGGGUACCUACUCACCCAAAGGGGAAGCGUGUCUGCUGGGAAUUUGCAACUGAUGACUAUGACAUUGGCUUUGGAGUUUAUUUUGACUGGACCCCUGUCACCAGCACUGAUAUAACUGUGCAGGUCAGUGAUUCCAGUGAGGAUGAGGAUGAAGAAGACGAGGAAGAGGAAGAAAUUGAAGAACCUGUCCCAGUGGGAGAUGUGGAGAGAGGCUCCAGGAGCUCCUUGAGGGGUCGCUACGGGGAGGUCAUGCCUGUUUACCGACGGGACAGCCACCGAGACGUGCAGGCUGGCAGCCAUGACUACCCUGGGGAGGGCAUCUACCUGCUCAAGUUUGACAACUCAUACUCUCUGCUGCGCAAUAAGACUCUCUACUUCCAUGUCUACUACACUAGCUGAAGGACACUGGCCAGGGGCAGGCUGUAUUUGCUGGUGGGAGCAGGCUGCCAGCUGGUUACCUCUUGUUGUGAAUGGGCAAGAGGAGAGAGUUCUGUGUGAGGGUCCUGAGCCUCACAUCCUGCUUGGUACACCUGACUGUGAGCCCGAGUAGCUUUCUUCCCUUCUGGCUUCUGCAGGUGGUGGUGUAGUGCCCCUGUUCUGUGGUCCCUGACUCGUGCUCUUGUUGCUUCAGACUCCAGCAAAAUCCCUCUCUGUAGGCAUCUCUCAGGCAAAAGCUUAAAAGAAGGUAGAGAUUGUCUUGUAGAAACCAGUUUGUGUUGAUACAAAGUUUGUCAUUGAGAUGGCUGCUUGCUCCUCUCGAGAGCCUAUAAUGUUAAUAUAUUUAGUGGCACCCAUCCUCUACUUUUGAGGUGCCAGUAGAGGGAAAAGCACAUUGUCUGUGAAAGAGCCCAAUGUCUUGGAUGGAGAAAUCUCUGUCCAACCUCUCACCACUGCCAUAUUCCUGCCUGCUGGGUAUUCUUGGUCUUUAGCACAGCUGGGAGACCUUACUGCCUUGGAAGGAUAUUCUCAUCCUUGGUGGUUAGAAUCCUCUUUUCUCUUUCCCAAGUCUGUGGUUUUGCUAUACAUCAAGAACUUUCAUGCAAUCUAAAGUGGUGAUGAAUAUAACCUAAGAAGUUUUAAAACAGCCUCCAUCACUUCCUGUUUCCAGAGCUAGUUCCCUUACUAUGGUGCAGGCAGUUGAAGAACUGGUGGAAAUUAGGUACUCAGACGACCUCAGAAUCCCCUUCUUUGAAAGUCAAGUGUUACUCUUUUAUUUUUAUUUUUGGUAGAAUCAAAGAAGGAAGAAUAUUGUCUGAGAGAGAAGGUUACAAAGAAAAAACAAAUGCCCUACAUUCCCCACUGUUUGUUUUGUUUACAGUAGAAGUGUUAUUCAGAAAUUUUACUUUGGAACCAAAUGCAGUAGAACCUCAUCUAUAUUUCUGAAGUUUCUGGUGUUCCAAGUCCCUCUUAGGAAAGAUAAUAAUGAAAUUUCACUGUUGCUGCUGUUUGUAAAUGUUCUUUACCUGGCCAAAGCUUGCAUUUCCCUGCUGACAGCCUUUUUUUUUCUGUUCCCCCUUAGGCCCAGGGGGCCAUGGAGAGCAGGUGGUGCUGGGGCCAGUGGCCCCCAGGGCCUCAGGCAGAAAGGAGAUGGGGACCUUCUCAGUCAUCUGUGCCUCCUUGUUACUAAUUCCUGUGUUGUUUGUUACUCU
Perognathus longimembris pacificus (Pacific pocket mouse) is the source of this 2303-nucleotide messenger RNA. RefSeq names its product transmembrane p24 trafficking protein family member 8 (gene Tmed8). The record is from RefSeq and is a predicted model, not a curated record. The transcript is spliced from 6 exons. Lineage: Eukaryota; Metazoa; Chordata; Mammalia; Rodentia; Heteromyidae. The coding region runs from base 55 to 1053 and encodes 332 amino acids.